AUGUCAAAGUGGAUCAGAUCAGACAUGAAGAACGAAGUUUCUCUUGCAGUAGAUGCUGAGAUGCCAAGAGAUGGACUGUCUCCAAAUGAUUUGACAAUUCUCCUAACACAGCUCUGGUGUCGGGACUUUAAGGAAUACCGCGGCAAGUAUGCCGACCGGAGUCGGGUACAGCUUACCGCAUCAAUAUUACUCUAUUGCUUUACUUCUGCUCGAACCGGAGAGGUGCAUGAGUCAACAGCGCGUCGAUCUAUUUCCCGGCAGAAGGAUAGCUGCGAUGACAAGGACAACAGCUAUGGCAGCAUGCUACAAGGUCCGUAUUCAGCGAUCCAUAUUUGGCGGAAGCCUUGUGAAGCUGAGCAUGCACAGCAUUUUACCCUCACCAUCGAGCUGGUCGAUGGCAUUCCGAUGUUGGUGUUGACCUAUGCUCGGCAGUUCGUAAAGGGGUAUUGGAGAAUGAGAAAGUGGGAACCUCCAAUCCAUGCUUUCUACGAGGUGUACAAGGAGGAAGUGCCACUCUUUUUUAACCUACUUUUGUUUAUGCUCCCGUUGUUUUCGGCUGACCGAGCUUUCCGCCAUUACAAAUCUUACGCCGAGAUCCUUGACGAACUGGACUCCAUCAAGCCCUGUGACUUGGACUCGCAAAGUAACCACGUCAUCUCCAGGAUUCAUUUUCGAGAAGAUCUCUUGGAUACUCCCGUUUUUAGGCCACGGAAUGAGCUGGAUUGUGAAAAGUCCACUGGCAGGGCGAGAGGCGCUGAUUCCUUUGGAAAAGAGUUUGCUGCUCUUGGGUAUCGGAGCGGAUAUGAGAAGAAUGUUACUGCCCGUGCCUGUCGACGGUGGUCCCUCAUGGAAACUGAAUUUGAAUUUCAGGAACGAGAAGACGUCAUAGCCCUUGAUAAAGAAUUCGAGCGUCUUAGCACCCAACUUGCAAAGGCCGAUACGGAAACUAAGAAGGAAAUUCAGUUACAACGACGUCGAGUACAGGGGCAAAAGGAUAAACUGUAUCUUGAGGAACUUAAACGACAACGUGUCCAACAGUGUACUCAAACCGGAAGCGUUUAUGAACAGACCCUCUUCCACUACCGCCGACGAGCUAUGCCUGAGCGGGACCUCCUCGCUCAUUGCCAGAGAAGUCGAAAACUAUACGAAGCCCAGUCGGACUGGAGGUCAUGGAGGCGUUGGAAGCAAUCUGCAACCAGUAUCAUCAGGUUGCCUAUCGAUCGGGUCUACAACCAGUAA
Messenger RNA from Aspergillus fischeri NRRL 181, 1239 nucleotides. RefSeq lists its product as uncharacterized. The transcript is spliced from 2 exons. The coding region runs from base 1 to 1239 and encodes 412 amino acids. Lineage: Eukaryota; Fungi; Ascomycota; Eurotiomycetes; Eurotiales; Aspergillaceae. The record is from RefSeq and is a predicted model, not a curated record.